AUGUCUGUAGCAAUUGACAACGUGUACAGCAACAACGAGGGCAUGUUCGCCAAGCUGUGCUCAGCGUGCAACAGCAGCGGCGCUGGCGUUGCCGGUUCUGCGGCCGGUCGCGACUCCAUCCAGCAGAUCGUAUACUUUGGCGAGGUCCCUGUCGGGGCAUUGCAGACUACCCUGCAGCAGAAGAAACGGUCCGCGGAGGUGCCCAAGGGACAGCAGAUCAACCUGCUUGCCGUGCUCCCCGCGUACAGCAAGAAACCAGAGAUCAGAGAACAGAUGUUGCAGUGGGUAGAAACGCAAUGUACCAAGAACCAUCAGCACUUGGUGUACGUCCAAUUGGACGACACAGCAGAGGAACAACUACACGAAUGGUAUACCACCCAGGGGUUCCAAAGGAACCCAGAGACCCCAACGCUGUACGAGAAGCAGCUGUAG
Molecule: messenger RNA, 432 nt
Organism: Huiozyma naganishii CBS 8797
Lineage: Eukaryota; Fungi; Ascomycota; Saccharomycetes; Saccharomycetales; Saccharomycetaceae
Gene: NAT5
Product: peptide alpha-N-acetyltransferase subunit NAT5
Exons: 1
Coding region: 1-432 (143 amino acids)
Source: RefSeq, a predicted model, not a curated record